Messenger RNA from Gordionus sp. m RMFG-2023, 2589 nucleotides. RefSeq lists its product as uncharacterized. Gene Ontology annotation, biological process: regulation of protein localization to membrane; positive regulation of canonical Wnt signaling pathway; cell migration. The transcript is spliced from 7 exons. NCBI's taxonomy places the organism in Eukaryota, Metazoa, Nematomorpha, Gordioida, Chordodea, Parachordodidae. Bases 1 to 2445 code for a protein of 814 amino acids. The record is from RefSeq and is a predicted model, not a curated record. Gene Ontology annotation, cellular component: extracellular region; cell surface; plasma membrane.
AUGUUAGACAAAAGAUAUUUAUUCUAUCUGCUAUUAGUCAUAUUCAACUAUACUUCAAAAAAUUUUUCUCACCAAAAUGUUACUAAAAGUUAUCAAAGGUGUCAAAGUUUGAAUAAAUUAUUGAACUCCAUAUCACAUAAAAGUAAAAUUAGCACCAGGCAAGAAAUUCUAAUAAAAGAUCUCACUCCAACUUCUGAACUUAAAAUAUGCUCGACGUUCUCCACACCAAAUGCUACGUGUUGUUCCAAAGAUAUCGAAGAAGUUUUGAUGAAUCAAGCAAUAAAGAGGUUCCGAGCGUCUCUUUUCAACCAAUUCCAUCCCCUGCUUCAAACCUUAACCUUUUAUAGACAGAAAAUUACAGAAAUACUAACAAUUCAAAUCAUCAACUUUAAACUCAGAAUCACAAAAACUUUGAAACCCGAUUUCGACGACUCAUUGAUAGCCUCGGUACUGAAUUUACUAGAUAACUUAACGAAUGUUUUGCUCAAUUCUCAAAAUGAUAUGAUCUCGCAACAAUCUGAGAUCUCGAUAUUGAUAUUUCCCGACAUUUAUAGAUAUGUCAUGUCUCAGCGUAGCCUACCUUCCACCAACCCCUACUCCCAGCAGUAUAAGGACUGUUUGAUCCGUUCUCUAACUGAUAACCCCGAUAUAUUAAAUGGUAAUAAAAGUGCCUUCGGCAGUCACAGUACUAGACCUUUAUCAAAUUUUGAUAAAAGUAAAACGGAAGGCAGUAUAAAUCUGCUACUUAAGGAUCCAUUCACUUGGGUCAAUCACGCUAACUCCAUUAAUAUUCUAGUUAGAUCUCUGAGUUUGGGUAUAAUUUUCUUGCAGUCUUUCUUAAAUCCUACUUCCAAAGACUCUAUUCAAGGCAACGUUGAAAGUAACAAUAGCAUAGGUGGCUUUAAUGAUUUAUCUCACAAUUGCGCAUGGGCUUUGACCAAAAUGUACUAUUGCCAAUCUUGCGCUUUAGAUAUAGACGAAGAGAAUGCCGAUGGUUAUAAUGAAAAAGAAAAUAAAAGCAGUUCCAAUCCUUAUUUACAAUUCGAUAAUUACUUGAGUAACAACGAUAUAUCUACGACACCUAUAUGUAGGGGUCUAUGCGGGAACGUGGCCCGUGGAUGUCUGCCUUACUUAGAGAAGAUGGGCGUAGUUUGGAACGAUUAUUUGCGUCAACUUAAAACGGUUUUAAAUAAAAACAAAAUAAAAUUAUUAUCCACUUUGAAAAAACGCUCACCGAUUGAAUCAUUCGAAGACAAGAUUAGACGCAUUAUUACGAAAGCUUUGCAAGUCAAGCCUAGUCUAAGUUUCAAUAUUACAAAGUUAUGUGGACAACCCACUUUCGAAUCCAAAAUUUUCCCCUCAAUCAAUCUUAAUUUCAAUAUGACAACAAAAUUGAAUUUUAGCGAGCGUAAUCUAGAAGCAAAUUAUGAUUCUUUAGUGAGGGAGCUGAUAGAUGACCUAGACGAUAAUAAUAAAUGGAAAGCUUCAGUGAGCAUUGGUAAAAGUGACGUAAUAUUUUCCAAUAUACCUGAUAUGAUAUGUAGUCAAGACACAUCUGUCAGCGCGUCUAACAAAAAUUGUUGGGAUGGUGAUUUGGUUGGAAGGUAUUCAAAAAAUAUCGUCAAAUUUGGUUCUAAAGCGUUAAAAAAUAAUCCAGAAAUAAUGGAAUCAAAUGAUGAGAUCGACAGACAACAAUCGUUUCCUAAUCUUAAUUUACGCAAAUUUCGUACUGAAAUCGAGAACAUUCAGAAAUUGACUUUAUCAUCUCGUUCCCUCUUAUUAGCCAAAACCGAUAAAAUUUCUCAAAUGAGUCUCUACAACUUUAACACUACAUUUAACUAUAUAAUCUCAACAUUAUCUUCCUAUAAUAACAAACCUAAAAAAGUAUUGAUUAAUAUAGAUCACCAUCACCCCAUAAGUCAAUUGGUAGACAAUGGGCAAAAUUUAUACAAUUCAUAUGGUGAAGGAAUGAAUGUAGAUUUGGAAGGGGUGGAAGGAUCUGGCAAGAGAGAAAAGGAUGACAAUACAAUAAUGGGUCAACAAUUAUUGGAAUCCAAAAUAAAAAUAAACACAAAACCCGCUAAAAAAACUACUAAAGUAGUAGACGACGAAGAUAACAAUGUAAUUGGGAGCGGAUAUAAGUACAAAGAGGAUGGCAGUGGGGAUAUUGGAAUGAUUAGUCACUUAACCUUUUCCAACGAUAGUUUUAGGAAAACCUUGAUGGAACAAACCAGAAGGAAUGAAGAAAAGAGAAUCGAUAAGGAAGGCCCUGAAGGUUCAAGAAGUUAUUCUGAUCACGAUUAUAAAGAAAAGAAGCAAAUUCGGAAGCCCAGUCAAUCUUCAGCUAUAACAUCGUUUAAAAAUAAUUACUCGCUAAUCAUAUAUUUUGUGAUUAUUUUCGUAACAUAUCGUCAAACAGCCUUUCUAAGUCAAAUUUUUCUAUAAAUCUCACUCCCUUAUAUAGAACAAAAUAUAGCCCCAAAGGACAGUAUAUCAAAAAAGCGUGUUGAAAACACAUAAUUUACCGAAAUUUCUGUGAUUUAAUAUUUAUAUUAAAGACAUAUUGAUUUACGAGCUUUUAUUUAAGAC